GUCAUAAAGGAACGGAAGAUGUCUUCACGAUGCGCUACAGCGGUGCAUAGAUGCGUCAACGCUCAGCUGUCAGGGCACGCGUUUAAAUGAAAAGGAAGGAAGGAUAAAGAAAUAUUGGGGAAGAAGACACGCAGGCCAUUCAGGUUUAUGUCUCCUGACAGUGUGUGUUUGUUGAACAGUCAGGGACAAUGAGUUCGACCACAAAUGAAGAAUUUAAAGAGAAAUUACUAUGGACCGUGAAAAGAGAAGUGAAGCAGAUAAUGGAGGAGGCUGUGACCAAGAAGUUUGUGCACGAGGACAGCAGCCACAUCAUCGCACUUUGCAGUUCCAUUGAAGCUUGCUUAAGCCACCUGCUGAAGCGACGAGCCGCUGGGUUCCUCCGCAGCGAUAAGAUCGCCGCCCUCUUCACCAAGAUCGGCAAGGUGAAUGCCACGGCGAGCGAUGUGUGCCGCAAGGUGCAGGAGCAGCUACAGCAGCAGAGCGAAAUUGCAAGGAGAACCCAGAGCACAGGUCAGGAGCCUCUCAGAAGACAGGGAUCCUCUGCAGGCCGGGCUCCUCAGCCUCUCUCUGCCCAGGCCAUCAAACACAUAUGGGUCCGCACAGCACUCUUCGAGAAAGUCCUGGACAAAAUUGUGCAGCAUAUUGUGGAUAACGCAAGUAAGUAUUAUGAAAGGGAGGCUCUCAUUCACGACUCGGUUUUUGGUCCCAUACUGGCUGCACUUCUGGUGGGUCCCUGUGCACUGGAGUACUCCAAACUCAAGACGUCAGAUCAUUUCUGGACGGACCCGUCAGCAAAUGAGCUUGUGCAAAGACACCGCAUCCACGGGGCCCACAGAGGACAAGAGGUCUCGCCAGGUCGCAGGCCUGCCCUCGGGAUCCGGAAGCGGCAGUCCAGUGGCAGCAUGUCUGAGGAUAAAUUUGCGGCCUCGGCGAGAGAGUAUGUCGAAUCCCUCCAUCAAAAUUCACGUGUUCACUUGCUGUACGGAAAGAACAACGUACUUGUUCAACCGAAGAAGGAUAUGGAGGUCCUACGUGGUUACCUGUCCCUUCAUCAGACGGCUGAGACCCUCACGCUGAAGUGGACGCCCAAUCAGCUGAUCAACGGCACUCUGGGAGACUGCGACCUUGAGAAGAGUAUUUAUUGGGAUUACGCAUUGACUGUGCCUUUAAGACAGAUCGUCUGCAUUCAUUGUCACCAGCGCCCAGACUGUGGUGGUACUCUGGUGUUAGUAAGUCAGGAUGGAAUCCAGCGGCCUCCUCUGCACUUCCCUCCUGGGGGUCACCUGCUAGCUUUUCUGUCCUGCCUGGAGACAGGUCUGUUGCCCCGGGGUCAGCUAGAGCCCCCUCUCUGGUCACAGAGGGGUAAGGGGAAAGUCUUCCCUAAGCUUCGUAAAAGGAACAGCACGGCACGUUUGGUGGAUCAAGACGGAGAUGGAGAGGAACAGAUUGCUGCAGACUAUGUGUUUCGUAUCGUUUAUCCGGGAUACCAUCACGACUCAACAGUCACUAUAAACUACCACCACACCACGGGCAGCCGUGCGCCCUCUCUGGACGAUGACGAGGAGGAGGAAGAUAGACUUCACGCAAUGAUCUCAAUGAUCUGCUCACGGAACCUCACAGACCCUAAUGUCAUGAAAGACCACGGGGAUAUGGUGGAGAUGCAGGGCUUCGGCGGCAGUCCGUUGUCAUGGCAGCAGGGCGAGUGCACCAGUCGUAUGUCAUCGUGUUUGUCCUGCUCUACCGGAGGCAGCAACGCUUCCGUCGAGCUUCCUGCAAGCUGCACGUGCAUGCACGACCGCAUCCCUCUGAAGAUGCUGUGCCAAAAUAUGAAGAGACAGAUUGUGUCUCGAGCGUUUUAUGGCUGGCUGGCGUACUGUCGACAUCUGUCAACCGUGAGGACUCACCUCUCAGAGCUGGUCAACAGUAAUAUUGUCCCUCUGGACAAACAGUGUGAAGCUUCCGGAGGGCUUAGUAAAGACGUGUGGAGUAAAUAUCAGAAGGACUGUAAGAAUUAUAAAGAGCUGGAGCUGCUGCGAUUGGUUUAUUACGGAGGGGUGGAGCAUGAGAUCAGAAAAGAGGUGUGGCCGUUUUUGUUAGGUCACUAUAAAUUUGGAAUGGACAAGAAAAACAUGGCACAGAUUGAUGAGAAGAUCACAGCUAGGUAUCAGCAGGUGAUGCGCGAGUGGAAGGCGUGUGAGGUCAUUGUGAAACAGCGGGAGAAGGAGAUGCAGUCGGCCAUCUUUGCCAAGCUGUCGUCAGGCAGCAGUAUAGACAGUCACGUCCUCAGACUCAUCCACAGAGACUCGACUAUCAGUAAUGAGGUAUUCAUGUCAGUGGAUGAACCUGAUGCUGGUGGUCAUAACACAUCAUGCGAGGGAGACAGUACACCCACCUUAACCACUGUGGUGACCCCGGCUAUGCUAGCCCCAGAUGAGAGACCUCUGGUGGAGUUUGACUCUCCAGAUUCAGGUCUGCCCUCCUCCAGACACUACUCGGUGACAUCUGGACAUUCCCAAAUCAUGUCUAGCAUAGAUGACGGACAGAGCAUGGAGGAAGACACCACGCCCACCGGGACUAUAGAGGAGCAGGGUGGACAGGACCCUUUGAGUGAAGACAAACUCUGCAGUCAGCUGGAAAGACUCACAACCGCCAAUGAGGGCACUGCACCUUCCUUUUCCUCUUAUACGAUUGAGUUGUUGGACAAGGUGGCGCUGAAUCUGCACAGAAUUGAUAAAGACGUCCAGCGUUGUGACCGUAACUACUAUUACUUCACUACAAGCAAUCUGGAGAAACUACGCAACAUCAUGUGCAGUUAUGUGUGGGAACAUCUGGAGAUUGGCUAUGUGCAAGGCAUGUGUGACCUUCUAGCCCCUCUGAUGGUAAUUUUGGAUGAUGAGUGCUUGGCCUACAGCUGUUUCACUCAGCUCAUGAAAAGAAUGAGUCAGAAUUUUCCUACCGGAGGAGCUAUGGACACUCAUUUCGCCAACAUGAGGUCACUCAUACAGAUCCUGGACUCUGAGUUGUUUGAGCUCAUGCAUCAGAAUGGAGAUUACACACAUUUCUACUUCUGUUAUCGCUGGUUCCUUUUAGACUUCAAAAGAGAGCUUCUCUAUGAGGAUGUGUUUGCAGUAUGGGAGGUCAUCUGGGUGGCCCCCCGCAUCUCUUCCAAGCACUUCGUCCUCUUCAUUGCACUGGCCUUGGUGGAGGUGUACAGGGACAUCAUCCUGGACAACAACAUGGACUUCACAGACAUCAUCAAAUUCUUUAACGAGAUGGCAGAGCGCCACGACGUGCAGCACAUCCUCCGAAUAGCGCGGGAGUUGGUACACAAGGUCCAGACCCUCAUCGAGAACAAGUGAGGAUGCAGAGAACGGAAGACUAACGCCCACCAAGCCUUACCUUGCCGUUUCUAAUCUUCUCGCUCUCCGCACGAGCCUUUGGACCACCAACGGUCACGUGGACUUCAACUUCUGACUCUGAAUAUCGUUUGCCUGCCACAGAAUGCCGUUGUGUCAGACUCUGACGUUGUCUGCAUGCUCGUGGUGUUUUAAGCACACUGUGACUGAGGUUUUUUCUUUUUUGCCGUACACGCCUCCAGCACACAUAUCAUGUCCCUUUAGUUUUAUUAAAACCGGGUCGACAGCCGUCUCCAUUCCAUAAUGGCCCGAAUCGAAGUAUUCAGCGCUUAGUGGUAAAUCACUGGAGGUUGGUGCUGUUGUUAUACGGUUAUCUUUGAUAUAGCCCUCAAAUAAUGUCUUAGCCACGAAGAAGUCGCUAACACAGUGUGUGACCAAAAGGACUGUGCCAAUGACCUUGUUAUAGUAUUUAUAUAGCUCGUUUUAUAGUUCUUUUUGUUCGUUUUGCCUUUAUGACUAGUCGCCCGUUCUUCUGAUCAUGGAAUAAAAACAGUUGACGUUGCCUUCAUAAUACGUUUCACUCGCACCCAUACUUUUGCACUUUGAAUCUGUUGAAACACCAGUGAUGCUCCUUUAGCCUCACACAGGAGGAAUAGGGGUUGAGGUGUGACUCAGGAUUCACUCCACCUCCCUUAAUGUUCUAAAGUCUGGAUCUUCUUUGAGAAGAUGCUGCCAGACUCUUCCAUUGGUCAGCAAGCUGCUUCCACAUGAUGAGUGCAAUGUCACAAGACCAGUUUGUCCUAGUACAUCCGAGCAUGCAUGCUGGCUGGUGUCUUUGUCUAAAAUGUUUAUCCUUUGUUCACACUGCAAAAGUGUUUUUUAAACAUCACAAUUUAAGACAUCACUGAAUUUUAAGCCAACCUACUGUUACUCUUGUUAAAAACAGAUCACAUAUUUUUGGAAAUAGACUCAUAGGUGUAAUUCACUUCCAUAUACUGUCUUCCCAUUCUUUGAGUAUUUAAUGUCUAUGUUCAGAAUGGAAUGCUGGCUUACUAUGCAGUAUAAUGUAUACAUGCAUGCUACAAAUGUUAAUCGUGCAAGAUGUCAAAUUUAUUUUUGUACUUUAUUAUUGGUAUUAUUUGAGUAAUUAUUAUAUAUCGGUUUUUAAAAAUACUAUUUUGUGUGAAAAUGUGUCUAAUAUUACUUAUAACACUGGAAAUGUUGAGUGUUUUGCACAGUGGGCUCUAUUUCCUGCUGCACAUUUGUUUAUCCAUGUAUUCCAAGCAUAUAUUCACAUACUUUGCGCAGUAUAUUGCAGAAAGGGACUAGUAUGGUAGUAAGCUAUUCUGAACAUAGUCUAAAUAAUCCCCCUAAAGAAAAAGCUAUAGUUUUAUAACACUUAAUAGAGAUUAUGGGAAACGUGGUUUUACCAUGUGACAACUGGUCACUGCCUCAAAUCUUGAAAAUUCCCUUUGUCCUUGGUUCAGGUUUAAUGUGUGCGAGUGUGAGGGAUCUUUUAACCCUCGUGAAAGGUUUACUUCUGACACGAGCUUGUGUACCAAAGCCUCUUAAAUAUCAUCCUUGUCAUACAAAUGUGUCAUUUUAUUCCAUAACGCGAAGACUGUUGAUUAGGUGUACGAGACAAAUCAUUUCUUUUAUUUCUAUUGUGGGAAAAAAACAAGUCAUUUGUUGACCUCCUUUCCAUGUGAACUAUUGCACUGUAAAUACAAAGAGAAAAGCCCUGGAUUUCUAUGAGGACAGAACUGUCAACUGUAUUUUAGAUGCUAUUUUUUACUUUACUUAUAGAGACUGUGCUUCUAAGAAAUAUAUAUAUAUUAACCUGGAGAGCUGUACAAUUUGAAUGUGGGAAACCUUUGUUACUUGUUGACUGUUAUGUCCCUUAUCAACGUUGUGCACUGGUUUCUAUUCGUUUAAAACAUAUAUGUACAUUAUGUUUGGAGGCCAACAUCAGAAUGAUGAAGUAUGUAUUCUAACGGAUGUAUCAGUUACCUUGAAUGUAUAUGUAUUUAUGUAUUCUGAAAAACAAGUUGUUCAUUAAUAAUAUUAAAACCCUUUCAUAUUCAGAAAGUACAAAGUCUCUUGAAAAUUCGGCAAUUCAAGGACUACAGUUUCUGUGCCACUGAAGUUUCAGUGCUCGAAUUGAACCAAGUCUUAUGGGGUCCCCCCAGAAGCUUUUUUUUGGUGGGGGUCAGUCUCCCAACACACAAUUUAUACAAAAUACACACUAUAUUUCAGAAUAAUAUGCAUAACUAUAUACUAAUGAAAAACAGGCCUACAUAAAAGAACAGGCUUUUUUUGGGGUGGGGCGUUUCAAAUAUAAAGAGACAUGACAACUAGCCAUUGUAAAUAAUUAAUUCCCGAAAUGUACAAUAUCCAUAGCAUGAAUUUAAUCACAAUAGUCAUAAUUUUUACUCGAACAAAAAUAUCAAUAUCCGAGGAACCCCCUAAAUCUAUUUUUUACAUCUUAUGGGGAGUCCCUAAUGCCUUAAGGGGGGUCCCGGAUCCCCCCAGCCCCCUUCAAUUCGAGCACUGCUGUAGGUUUAUUACAAAACAAUACACUUUAAUUAUAGUAAACUCGUUAGUUUUUUUGUAUCACCAUUUGUGUAACACCAUAAACACGUUAUGUGGCCCAAAGUUAACUUCUGGGAGACAUCAAGAAAGAAUCAAUAACUGUUGAGUAGUUUUAAUUCAUUACAUGUAGGCUACUAUACAAUAAAAGAGUAAUAUAAAUUAAAAUAUAACUUUGUUACCGGUUAUGGCUAUAAUUAUCACUCACCGGAAGCUACAUUCGGGCCAGACGUGUCACAGUUAUAUUCUGAACUAUAACAAUAUACUACAUGUAACAUAAUUAAACUAAGGGCCAUAGAAAACCAUACUUCAAGUACAUACGUUACUAUUUUAAAGUAGGCUAUAGUUCGCUUUAAACACUUGGCUUCUCUUAUGUUUAUGUCAACAUAAACGGUUACAUUGCAUUUUAACUCUAAUGUUGUUUAACAUUUUGUUCAAAUUUAUUUGAAGAUAAUCUUACAAUUUCAGUCCUAAGCAAAACUCACUUGACGCUUCCUUCGUCACACAUUCGCAGUAUAUUAAAGUGACCACACGGGGGCGUCAAAGUUAAGCAGAUACUUGUCGAAAGU
This is a messenger RNA of Triplophysa dalaica, 6514 nucleotides long. It is a transcript of the gene sgsm2, whose product is annotated as small G protein signaling modulator 2. Lineage: Eukaryota; Metazoa; Chordata; Actinopteri; Cypriniformes; Nemacheilidae. Bases 189 to 3359 code for a protein of 1056 amino acids. The record is from RefSeq and is a predicted model, not a curated record. The transcript has 24 exons. Gene Ontology annotation, molecular function: GTPase activator activity.